UAUCAGAUUGCUCGCACGCAAAACGUGACAAACGGAGAAUCUCUCUCUAUAUCGCCGGCGAAAGCCAUGGAAUUAUCUCUCCUCCGGCCGGCGACGCAGUCUCUUCUUCCGUCAUUCCCCAAGCCUAAACCGCGAUCACAUGCCUACAGGCCUUUGAAGCUCCGUUGCUCGGUCGCCGGUGGUCCGGCUAUCGCCUCGUCCAGUAUCGACGGCGGAGCCCCAGCCGUUACGGCAACUCUAAUCCCCAUUUACAUAGCCGUUACGGCCGAUUGCGUAAUCGUAGGCAGUGGAAUUAGCGGCCUCUGCAUCGCGCAGGCUCUCGCGACGAAACACCCUGACGUUGCUCCAAAUGUGAUCGUGACGGAGGCCAAGGAUCGCGUUGGAGGCAACAUCACCACCCGAGAAGGGGGCGGUUAUCUCUGGGAAGAAGGCCCCAACAGUUUUCAGCCGUCCGAUCCUAUGCUCACUAUGGUGGUAGAUAGUGGGCUGAAGGAUGAGUUAGUGUUGGGUGAUCCUAAUGCGCCAAGAUUUGUCUUGUGGAAUGGAAAAUUGAGGCCGGUUCCAUCUAAGCCAACUGACUUGCCGUUCUUUGACUUGAUGAGCAUUGGAGGGAAAAUUAGGGCUGGACUUGGUGCUAUCGGCAUUCGACCGCCACCUCCAGGUCGUGAGGAAUCUGUGGAAGAGUUUGUACGGCGUAAUCUUGGUGAUGAGGUUUUUGAGCGCCUGAUUGAGCCAUUUUGUUCAGGUGUUUAUGCGGGCGAUCCUUCAAAACUAAGUAUGAAAGCAGCUUUUGGGAAAGUUUGGAAACUGGAGCAGAAUGGUGGGAGCAUAAUUGGUGGUACUUUUAAGGCAAUUCAGGAGAGAAGUAAAGCUCCCAAGACACCUCGAGACCCACGGCUACCAAAGCCAAAGGGUCAAACAGUUGGUUCUUUCAGGAAGGGACUCAAGAUGUUGCCCGAGGCAAUCUCUGCAAGGUUGGGUAGCAAAGUUAAGUUGUCUUGGAAGCUUUCAGGUAUUUCUAACUUGGAUGGUGGAGGAUAUAUCUUAACUUACGAAACUCCAGAAGGGUUAGUUUCCGUACAGACCAAAAGUGUGGUCAUGACAGUGCCAUCUCAUGUCGCAAGCAGUUUGUUACGCCCUCUUUCGGGUUCCGCGGCAGAUGCGCUCUCGAAAUUUUACUAUCCGCCGGUUGCAGCAGUAUCUGUUUCAUAUCCAGAAGAGGCGAUCCGAACUGAAUGCUUAAUAGACGGUGAACUUAAGGGGUUUGGGCAGUUGCAUCCACGCACACAAGGAGUGGAAACUCUUGGAACUAUAUACAGCUCUUCGCUGUUUCCAAAUCGAGCUCCACCCGGCAGAGUUUUGCUAUUGAACUACAUCGGUGGCGCUACGAACCCUGGGAUUUUAACCAAGUCAGAAGGUGAGUUGGUGGAAGCGGUGGAUCGAGACCUGAGGAAGAUGCUGAUAAAGCCGAGUUCAACUGACCCAUUGGUACUGGGGGUAAGGGUGUGGCCUCAGGCCAUUCCCCAGUUUCUGGUCGGUCAUCUUGAUAUUUUAAACGCAGCAAAAGCCUCUCUGGCGUCUUCUGGGCUCGACGGGAUAUUCCUGGGCGGCAACUACGUCUCGGGUGUAGCCUUGGGCCGGUGUGUGGAAGGUGCCUACGACAUGGCCGCCGAGGUUAACAGCUUCCUGUCUAGGUACGUUUAUAAUAAAUAGGGACUAUUUUAUAUGUUCAAAGCUUCUUUUUCGUGUUAGAUAAUCCAACUUGUGUUGAUAUAUUAUCAUAUUCUAUGUUCGUGUAAAACUGUGUUUUCCGAUUGAAAUGUCCGACAUAAGUAGUUUCAGAAACCUUUCAAUAUCUGCUGAGAUCCUUGAAUUGAA
This is a messenger RNA of Tarenaya hassleriana, 1878 nucleotides long. RefSeq names its product protoporphyrinogen oxidase 1, chloroplastic. NCBI's taxonomy places the organism in Eukaryota, Viridiplantae, Streptophyta, Magnoliopsida, Brassicales, Cleomaceae. Gene Ontology annotation, biological process: porphyrin-containing compound biosynthetic process. Bases 67 to 1713 code for a protein of 548 amino acids. Gene Ontology annotation, molecular function: protoporphyrinogen oxidase activity, oxygen as acceptor. The record is from RefSeq and is a predicted model, not a curated record. The transcript has 9 exons.